Aquila chrysaetos chrysaetos is the source of this 1120-nucleotide messenger RNA. RefSeq names its product Aly/REF export factor (gene ALYREF). Gene Ontology annotation, biological process: mRNA export from nucleus. The transcript has 6 exons. Bases 81 to 854 code for a protein of 257 amino acids. NCBI's taxonomy places the organism in Eukaryota, Metazoa, Chordata, Aves, Accipitriformes, Accipitridae. Gene Ontology annotation, molecular function: mRNA binding. Gene Ontology annotation, cellular component: nucleus. The record is from RefSeq and is a predicted model, not a curated record.
GCCGCCGGCCACGCCUCUUCCGCUUCCGGCGUCGGCGCAGCGCGGCCGGAAGUGCAGGCCCCCGGAGCGGAGCCGCCAUCAUGGCCGACAAGAUGGACAUGUCCCUGGACGAUAUCAUUAAGCUCAACCGGAGCCAGCGCGGGGCCGGCCGGGGCGGCGGCCGGGGCGGCCGGGGCCGGGGCGGCGCCACCCGCGGGGGCGGGCCCGGCCGGGGCGGCGUGGGAGCCGGGCGAGCGGGAGGCGGCGGCCCCGUGCGGAACAGGCCGGUGAUGGCCCGGGGCGGCGGCAGGAACCGGCCCGCGCCCUACAGCCGGCCGAAGCAGCUCCCCGAGAAGUGGCAGCACGACCUGUUCGACAGCGGCUUCGGGGCGGGGGCCGGCGUGGAGACCGGCGGGAAGCUGCUCGUCUCGAACCUGGACUUCGGCGUCUCGGAUGCGGACAUCCAGGAGCUCUUUGCAGAGUUUGGGACCUUGAAGAAGGCAGCUGUGCACUAUGACAGAUCUGGCCGCAGUCUAGGGACAGCAGAUGUGCAUUUCGAAAGGAAGGCAGAUGCUCUGAAAGCGAUGAAGCAGUACAACGGAGUCCCCUUGGACGGACGCCCCAUGAACAUUCAGCUGGUCACGUCACAGAUCGACACACAGAGGAGACCAGCACAGAGUGUAAACAGAGGAGGCAUGACCAGAAACCGUGGUGGUUCAGGAGGAUUUGGUGGUGGAGGAGGCAACAGGCGAGGUACUCGUGGCGGGAACAGAGGGAGAGGCAGAGGAGCUGGGAGAACUUCCAAACAGCAGCUCUCCGCAGAAGAACUAGAUGCACAGCUGGAUGCUUACAAUGCUAGGAUGGACACCAGCUAAAGCGGUGGGCGGCGGGCACAGGGAAGGACUCCGAUCUCGCUCCACGCUCCCCGGCGGGGGCUGCGGCCGUGGCUACUAAUACCGAGGAUGGGAUUUGUUUUACUUUUACGUUCUGGGAUAGGUUUUAAACUCCUGUAAAGGUUUUUUUUAAUUCUGAAGCAGACCUGUUUUGUACCGAGUUAUUUUUGGGAUAAAUUUUACUGGUUGCCUGUUGGGCCGAGGUGGCUUUUUCACCUUUGCCGUAAUAAAAUAGAACCGUGUCUAGA